CCAGCUCUAAGUUUAAUGUGUGAAAGUAAAGGAAACCAACUCAGAAACAUAAACAAUCUAACUUAAAGAAUACGAUUGAGUGCUUCUAAACGCAAAUCCGUUAAGUCAGUGAACCAGUUUUGUAAGAGCUUGGUUUUUGCACUUGAUCAGCAGAUGGCAUUAGGAUGGAUUCAGUGCUUCUUGUUUCUUUGGGUGAUUUUAGUUGCAUUACUAGCCAACUUGACAUUGGCUAGUUUUGGAUUUCUACCCGUGUCUUCUCCAUUUUUUUUUAUGUGUCAGUACCAUGGAAACACAGAUCAAUCAGGGAUAGCUGAAGGUGAUGUAGCUCUUUCUGUCAAAAUAUCAGGAAAUCCAGAAUUUUAUGAACCCAGUAAAGUAUAUGAAGUGACUGUUUCAUCCAGUGCAAACUUUGAUGGCUUUUUGAUGACUGGUAUCUACACCCUUCCUGAAGAAGCUGCCAAAAAAACUUCUCCACUUCUUAAGACUAUGGGAAUGGGUCCUCAGUACCCACAUGCAGUAGGAGAAAGCAUGAUAUGUUCUAUUGUUCACUCCCAUUUAUCUCACCGGCCAUCUAAGUCUAUUUCCUUUCACUGGAUGGCACCACCAACUGGAACAGGCUGUGUUAACUUUAUGGCAACAGCUACUUUAGGGCAGAAUGUUAUGUUUAAAGAUAUAUUAGCCUUGCAGAUAUGUGAAAAAGGAGAAGGUGAAAAGAUACAGCCUCGAAAACUGGCUGCUCUUCAUAAACCAGGCAUUGUGUUAAGAGAAGAUUUUGAAUCUACAGACAUUGAUUUAAAUCCUAAUCACUGGUCAGAUGUGUCCAGUGUAGAGGUUGGUGAGCACUGUGGUACGAUACUACAUGGAAAAGCAGCAACAUUCUGUCAACCAAGCAAAGAGAGAAAAAUGAUCACUGUUGGAUUAAACACAACUACUGCAACAACUCUGCAGUUUUCAUUAGGUUCAGGUAACUGUAGUACAUCUGACAAAGAUACUCCUGUUACUGUAUCAUAUGGUUUAAAUGGAUGUUCUGAUUGGAGGACUUUAGAGACUAUUCACCCAGCCAGUCAGAUAGAAACAACUGUCAAUAUCAUCUGUUUACCACCAGAAGCCAGGACAAAUGAUGUAUGCUUCCGCUGGCAACAACUUUCAGCAUCACCCAGCAGUAGCAUACAGGGGUGUUGGGCUGUUGAUAAUCUGGUUAUCAGUAAUGCAGCAGAUAGACCAAAAUACUUAGAAGAAGAUUUUGAUCCUAUAGAUCCAGGACACUGGCUGUUUUUUCCAGGAGGGCAUGUCCGGAGAAAAUGCCAAUCAGAUGGAAAUGCUGUUGUGUUUCAUGGAAACAAGCACAAACAUCGAUAUAUCACAAGCCAAGAUUUAGCAUUAGAUUUUGAAAUUAUGAAAGAAGAGAUAAUCAUGUCAGAAAGUUUUGAUGAUAAUCAUCUAAAUAAAAAGUGGGAGCUCAUCAACAGUGAGGUCAGUCAACACUGUGGUGUUAUACAUCACAAAAAAGCCUUGGUGUUCUAUGGAACCAAAGGUCAUGCAAAAGCAUGUACACCAUAUCUAGACACAACUUUGGUUGGAAAUUUAAGAUUCUAUUUUUUUCAUGGAGGUAAAAACUGUAAACCCAUUUCUGGAGCAGUAGCUCACGAUGCUCCAGUCAUUGUAUUUGCAGAAAAUACUGAUGGAAAUUCUGUUCCUCUUACUGAUGCUAUUCAUGUUUCUGGAGAGCUCCCAAUAUUAGUAUCUUUGGUUGUUCCUACUGAGGCUCAGUCAGAAAAGAUUCGUUUUUGUUGGGCCCAGAAAAGUCAAGGGAAAAAGAUUCAUGAGGUCUGGGCUAUAGACUCUGUUGUGCUGUUACCAUGGCUACCAUCCAACACUACUCAUGUUUUUCAAAUGAAAAUAAAUCUCGAGUGUGGAAAGAAUUUUUCUGAUAACAGUGUUUCAGUUGAAUUUACGAAUGACCAUGGACAUUUAUGGCACCCAAUCCAUGAAUACUGUCUUCAGCCAAGCUGUACUGGGGCUCACUCUGCCAUCAAAUCUCAUUUUAUAACUUCUGAACUGUUGGGCUGGACCCGUGUCACCUUUCCACUGCCUUAUCCUGCUUUAGGAAAUACAAUAAGAUUUCGUGUUCGUCAAAUGGGAAAAUUUGAAAGUUCAAACUGGGCAGUUGAUGAUGUGUUCAUAGGUUACUGUCCAAAUGGAUGUUUAGGGCAUGGAAAAUGUUCCAAGACUGGCUGUAUGUGUGACUUUGGCUUUUCUGGAAACAGUUGUGAAGUUCCAGCAGUCCAAUUUCCAGCUGAAAUUUCUGAGACAUUUUCUACUCCAACCUUACAACCUACACCAAGUGUAAUAAAGAUUCAUGGAGCUGAACUAGGAUUCCAGUGUGGAGCUUUAGGAGGAGGAAAAGCUGUCAUCUUCAACCAGGAUGGAGCACGAGAAUUGCUGACACGUGAACUAAACACCACAGGUAGCAGGUUUAUUCAGUUUACCAUCAGAGUUGGAAGUCAGUCUCACACAAGUGCCUGUCCCAGUCCUAAUCACCCAUCUGAAGCUGUCUAUGUACACUAUUCAUGUGAUGGUGCCCUUUCUUGGCAUCUACUAAAAACAUUGAAGCAUACAAAGUUCCAGGAGCCUAAACACCUGUCCAUUCCUCUGCCAGAUAAAGCUCUACAUCAAAAUUGCCAAUUCCGACUAUGGCAACCUUACCACUCGGGAGAAUUGCAGGAUAUGUGGGCUGUUGAUGAUCUCUCAGUGUCAACUCAGAUGGCUAACAUAAUUAGUCUCAACUUCAGUGACUUCCAGGCUAUCAAUGACUCAAUUCGCUACAACUAUGGAAACAUUGAUCGCUAUUGCAGACCAGAUGGAGAUGCACUUAGUUUUACUGCAGAAGUACCAUUUGGUUCUACUCGUACUUUGGAAACAAAGUCUCUGCACAUUGGCCCCGCCUAUAUGCUUCAAUUUGACUUGGUGUUAGGAUGUGGAGAGGCUUAUAGCCUUGGAAAAGAUAACAAGGUUUAUUUGGAAUAUUCCACCGAUCAUGGAAUGACAUGGCACCCUGUGUACAAGCCCUGUCUUCCUUCCACUGGUAGAUGUAAUGGCAUUUACACUCAAGGGACUGUUUAUGAUGCUUCUGAGUAUAAAAAAUGGAAACGUGUAACAAUCAGCCUUCCUUCUUUAACCUGGUCCAGUGCAACAAGAUUUCAGUUACGUCAGUCAGAAUUUGAUGGUCAAGAUUCCUGGGCAGUAGAUAACUUAUAUAUAGGUCCUCAAUGCCCAGAUAUGUGUAGUGGACAUGGAAGAUGUAUGCAGGGAGUCUGUCAAUGUGACAAGGGUUUUUAUGGGACAAACUGCUUACCCAAAGAAAAGCUAAAAGCUGUUCAAAAGAAAGACUUUGAAUCUGUCGAAAAAUUAGAGGGAGAAGGCUUUGAAAUAAGUGGUGGAACCAUAUCUUGGGGUGACAAAGGCUGUGGCAUUAUCACUUCUGGUUCAUCUCUGUAUUUUUAUCAAGAUGGGGUACGCCAAUUGAUAACUGCUGACAUGGAUACAGAAGACAUGAACUUUGUCCAAUUUUUUAUUCGAAUUGGUGGAGGUGAUCCUAUCUUUUGUAACAAUGCUACUGGCAGAAAUGAGAGCGUCCUUCUUCAGUUUUCAAAUGAUGCAGGAAUAAGCUGGGAUAUCCUACGAGAACUUUACUCUGAAAACUAUAGAUCUGCAAAAAUGGAGCACAUUUCUCUCCCACUGAAGGCAAAGACACGCAGCACAAGACUACGAUGGUGGCAACCCCAACACUCUGGUGUUGGUCAAGAUCAGUGGGCAUUGGAUGAUCUGUAUUUGAACAAUGACAAGGUCAAAUAUGAGGUCAAUGUUUCUUCUAAAAGUGAAGGCCAAUGGUCAGCAUUAACUGAGUAUUCUGAAAAACCAUUUUGUAACUCCACAAACAAUGUUUUGGUUUUUCAUGGAAAAGAAAACCACCGCUUUGCUGUCAGCCGACCCUUAAAUCUUCUACAAUCUGAUGUUAUACAAUUUAAAAUAAGUGUUGGAUGUUUGAAAGAAUUUAGAUGGGGUGGUUCUGUUCAAUUACAAUAUUCCCAUGACUCUGGAGUCACUUGGAACCUUGCUCAGGAUUCUUGCUUUCCUGAUAUUGGCUGUAGUGGUCAGCUUCAUGAUGCUAGUGUCUACUACAGUGGUCUUCAUGGUCACUGGACUCGUGUAGUUGUUCCUGUAUCUCACAAGAUGAGCACCAACCAAACGUUGCUGAGAUGGAUCCAGCUGUUAGAUGGUAUAAAAAAUCCACCAAUCUUUGCUCUUGAUGAAAUUUAUGUGGGCUCACCAUGUCCUGGUCACUGCCUAGGUCAUGGACAUUGCAAUAAUGGAAGGUGCAAAUGUGAUCCAGGCUAUAAAGGUAGCAACUGCACUGCUGCUAAUCAAAAUGAGCCAGGAAUGUCAGAUAGGUUUGAUUCUGGUGGAUUUAGUAAGGCCUGGGAACAAAUUCAUGGUGGACAGUUGGGCACAGGAUGUGGAACUCUGUCUCUGGAUCAGUCAUUGUACUUCACUGGAAAUGUAGCACGAGAAGCAAGGACAAUAGAUUUAGACACAAGAAGUAUAAGCACUGUGCAUUUUGUUAUUCAAAUUGGAAGUGACAAAAAUCUACCUAGCUGCCGAGCUCCUCAUCAUCGUAGAGAAAAUGUAUAUCUUGAGUAUUCUGUGAAUCAUGGUCUAACUUGGCAUUUGCUUCGAGAACUCGAUCAUCAGGUGUUUAGUCACACAGGUUCUACAGUAGUAGUAGACAUACCUGAGGCUGCUAAGUUACCUGCAACAAGUUUCAGAUGGCAUCAGCCAUUAAGAGACACACAAGGAACAGAAUGGGCUUUAGAUAAUGUUCUCAUUCAUGCACACCAAAGUCGUAAAACAGGAUUUCAGGAUGGUUUCUCACCCAUGCAGAAAGACAGUUUUGUCACAAAGCAUGGAGUUCCUGAGUCUGCCUGUGAAGCUAAAGAUACUGCUCUCAUCUUUUCAAGUGACUUCAUUGACAAUCGUUAUGCUGAAACCUGGGAUUUUGACAUAACUCCUGCUACCUUCCUCCAGUUUGAUUUGGCCCUGGCGUGUAAUCGUUAUUCAUCACCUUAUGCAGUAAACUUAGAAUACUCAUUAGAUAGAGGACGUACAUGGUCACUAGUAGCAGAAGAAUGUGUUCCAUCUGAUGUAGGAUGUAGCAGCUACCACCAGAGUAGUACACUGCUCUCAGACCAAUAUGGAAACUGGACAAGAUUAACUGUUCACCUCCCUCACCGAGCUAUAUCACCUACCACUAGAUUUCGUUGGAAAGAAGCCUCUGACAAGCCCACUGGGCAAAAAUGGGCUAUUGAUAAUGUUUAUUUGGGUGAUGGCUGUCCUUGGAUGUGUUCUGGACAUGGGUAUUGUAACCAUGGGCGUUGUAUCUGUGAUCCAGGAUUUAAAAGCCCAUACUGUGUUCCAAGUUAUCCACGACAAUGUGAUCUAAAAGACACCUUUGAUUAUCCAUUACUUAACUCAACACUUUGGCCUGAAGUGUAUGGAGCAGAAAUUAGCACAAGAUGUGGUGUUGUGGUCAGUGGUACAGCACUGACGUUCUAUAAGGACAGCUUAAGAAUGAUUGUUACAUCUGACCUGGAUCUAACAACAGUACAGUUUGUUCAGUUCACUGUGAGGUUUGGUUGUCGUGGUGCUCUUCCUUCUGAAAUUACUAGAGCUCAUGGUCUGCUUCUACAAUAUUCAAACAAUGGUGGAGUUACUUGGCAUUUGCUGAAGGAAAUUCACUUUAUGGCUGAAACUGGACCAACUUUCUUUGUCAUCCCUCUGGAAGAUCCUGGUGUGCACACUAACUCCACAAGACUGAGAUUGUGGCAGCCUCGACAUGAAGGUUUUGGAAAGUCAGAAUGGGUUAUUGAUGAUUUCAUCAUUGGAGGCAUGACUAUAAAUCCAAACAUUUUGUAUGACCCUCUUGACACAGAACCACAGCAUGAUGCCUGGUUGACAUGGCCUGGAGGCAGAAUAGACUCUUUCUGUUCAGGCAAAGAACAACGAAAAUCAAUGGUGUUUGGAUCAAAUGAAGGAGAACAGGGAUUGUACACUAGAGACAUGGAAGUCACACAAGACACAGUGAUACAGUUUGAUAUAAAAGUUGGUUGUGGCACUAUUUCGUUAGCAGACUAUCCUGUUCGACUUGAAUAUUCUGUGACUCGUGGCCGGACUUGGGAACUGGUAAAAAGUCCUUGUGUUCCUUACAGUCACGGUCCUGACUGUCUUCACCAAGUGGAGACUCCAACUAUAUAUUACAGUAACACUCAUACUGGUUGGCAACGAGUCAUUAUCCCCCUUAAAGGUCUACAGAUAUGUGGCAUAGUACGUUUCCGUUGGUACCAAGGAUUUUACUCUCUUAGAGAAGCUCCUCCAUACUGGUCUGUUGAUAAUGUUUACAUUGGACCAGCCUGCCCACUUCACUGCCUUGGCCAUGGCUCCUGUAUUAAUGGCAUUAUGUGUAUCUGUGAUGACAACUAUGAUGGAGAUUUCUGCUAUGCUUCCAAACCAAACCCCAGCUUUCUGAAAGAAGUAUUUGCAGGUGAUUCAGUAGAUCCAAAACUGUGGGAGAGGUGGAGUGGUGCAGAAGUGUCUUCUGGAUGUGGUGUCCUUGUCACAGGUUCAAGCCUCUACUUCUCACAACAAGGAGAGAGGAUGUUGGUAACACAGGAUCUGGACUUGUCUGUUGUUAGCUCUGUUCAGUUCUACAUAAAGCUGGGCUGUGAAUCUGUACCUCCUUCACCUACUGCUCAGCCAAUACUCUUACAGUUUUCUGUAGAUGGAGGUGUGAAUUGGUGGUUGCUUGAGGAAUUCAGUUUUGGAAGCAAGGAACAUUAUGUAGCUCUUGAAUUGCCACCACAUGCUCGUACCAACACAACACGAUUACGUUGGUGGCAACCUUCAGUUAAUGGAAUAUUUCUUGAAGAUUGGGCUAUUGAUCAAAUCUAUAUUGGGGGUGAUGUAAAUGGCCUUCCAGCACUAAAUGAUGACUUCACUGCAACUCAUGAGGCCAACUGGAUAUUAACUCCUGGGGCCAAACUAGAACCUGUUUGUGGACGUCUAGACAAUGCUCUUCAUUUUAAUGGUCCUGAUGACAAGAGGUAUGCAAUUACAACAGAUCUUCUGGUCACAGAAUCCAGCUAUAUACAGUUUGAACUGGCAAUGGGUUGCAAAGAGACGGCAUCUUGUUAUGAGGUAGCCUUAGAAUAUAGCACAGACAUGGGAAAAAAUUGGGCACUUGUGCUGAAGCCCUGCCUACCAUCUAGUGGGAACUGUCCUGACUACUAUGAAGGAAGUGUUUUUACUGCUGACUUUUAUUAUGCCUUAGAAAGAAUAACAAUUCCUCUUCCAUACUAUACAAGAUCACACAACACACGAUUUCGCUGGAUUCAACACACACCAUUUAAGAGUUCUGAAUCAUGGGCAGUCGGCCAGGUUUACAUAGGAGAUGAAUGUGGUGACAUGUGUUCAGGACAUGGAAAAUGUACAUUUGGAGCUUGCAAGUGUGAUGAUGGUUGGUCAGGUAAUAUCUGCAAUGUUCCAAAGUCCCCUCUUCCUACUGAACUACGUGACACUUUUACUCUUAAUCCAUCAUCCAAUUGGUUCAGAGUCAAUGGAGGUGUAGUAUCAGACUUGUGUGGUCCUGUGGGAUCUGGUAUGGCAUUGCAUUUUUAUGGACACUGCACAAGGCAGUUAAUCACUAAAGAUCUUGACCUUCGCAAAGCUGUAGUUGUUCAGUUUUAUUUCCGUUAUGGCUGUAUUACUUCACCAAAGACUCGAGAUCAGAGUGUUUUUCUCCAGUAUUCCACAAAUGGUGGAGUUACAUGGGUUAUGCUGAAGGAGAUCUUUUAUGAGUAUCACAUGACACCAAGUUAUGUAGCUAUUUCUGUUCCUGCUGAGAUGCAGAAGAAUAGUGUUCGUAUUCGCUGGUGGCAACCCACUCAUCAGGGACGAGCCCACAAUGAUUGGGCUAUUGACAGUGUUUAUAUUGGAGGUGAAGUGAAUGCACCUUCUGUCUUUACUGAUUUGGGGGAUGGGGCUUUUUUAUCUGAGCACCACUGGCUGACUUAUAAUAAUCUCACUCCUGGUCACUAUUGUGGGAGUAACCAGCAAGUUAUUGUAGGUGAAGCCACAAUUACAGAAAGUGCUGUAUUGGAGACUAUUGAUCUUCACAUUGAGCCAGGUCAUAUUAUGGAAUUUAAAUUUGCUAUUGGUUGUAAUGCUUCCUGGAAUGACUUGGUGGCUCCUUUACAUCUGGAGUUUUCAAUAGACCAUGGCCAAAACUGGGCCCACCUUGUAGAACAGUGUUUACCUUCAACCCCUGGUUGCUUAGGAGAAGCACGUCAAGCAACAGUUUUCUAUGCACCUGAACCAUGGAAACGAGUUGUUAUUCCUCUGGACACCAUUGUAUUCUCAAGGUGGACUAGGUUUCGUUGGAGGCAAAAAGCCAUAGGCGAAACAUCAAUAUCACAGCUUUGGGCUGUUAGUAAUGUAUACAUAGGACCUGCCUGCCCCCAUAACUGCCAUGGUCAUGGAUCAUGUGACAAAGUUCAGCAUUGUAAAUGUGACAAAGGUUACAGUGGCAAAUUUUGUGGAAAACCUCAUGGAAACUUGUCUUACCUAAAAGAUACCUUCACAGAUCACAAAAUUGAUACCGCCCUUUGGAUGUACAUACAUGGAGGAAAGGUUGAUACACCUUGUAAACCAUUGGUAGAGGGCACUGCCGUAGUAUUCAGUGGCUGGACAUUGAAAACUUUGGAGACAGUUGACCUCAAUCUGCAAGACUCUAGGUUUAUACAAUAUACAGCUCUAAUUGGUGGUGAAAGAGAAGGCUUCAUGUGUUUUUCAGCAACACAUCGAAAUCAGAGCAUUUUUUUACAAUAUUCUGUUGAUGGAGGUAUCAAAUGGUCACUACUUCAUGAGUUACACUAUGCCCUUUACGCACAUCCUCGUUAUGACUACCUUCUUCUUCCACCUGAAGCAAGAACUACUAGUACGCGUUUACGCUGGUGGCAAGCUAUUGAUAUAUCUACUUUAGCAGAAGGGUCUUCUAAUCACUUUUUGGGCCCAAGCUGGGCACUUGAUGAUGUUUUUAUUGGAGGUUCUCAAAUCAACCCUUCUGUGUUAAAGGAAGACUUUGAAAAGAAAAACAGUCCUCAGCCAACAAAUUGGUGGUUUCAUCCCAGUGGGCAGAUCAAGAAAAACUACUGUAGACACAGCAGCUUAUCUUUAGUUUGGAUGAAUAAUACUGUUGAAGGAGAAAAAAGCCUGACUACAUGUGAACUCAUUGUAGGAGAAGGAUACAUGAUACAGUUUAAGAUAAUUGUAGGCUGUACACAACCACAAUUUACAUGUAGUGUGAAUCACACAGUAAGGCUGGAAUACAGGAAAGAUACUGGUUUUGGUUCUUGGGAUUUGGUUAGUAAAGCAUGCCUGCCAAGUAAUUCCCUAGACCCAGAGUGUCUGCCUUAUUCUUAUCACAGUGCUAGUCAAUACUCUGCAAACACCCAUAGUAAAUGGACAAGAGUCAGUCUUCUGCUACCUGAUAAAACAUUUUCAAGCUCUACACAAUUCCGUUGGAUUUUAUCCACAAGUCGGCCAUCACCUGACUGGGCCAUCGAUGAUGUGUAUAUUGGUGAAAAGUGUCCAAAUUUGUGUAAUGGUCAUGGAUCUUGUGUUGAUGGUAGUUGUGUAUGUGAUGAUGGCUUUUCAGGUGAAGAUUGUCAGCCAAUCAAAGCUGUCUUUGGAGCUCAUGGGUUUCCAUCCUUUCUCAUGGAUGACUUUGAGGAAGGUUUGAAAUUAGAUGUUUGGCUUUAUAUUGAUGGGGGAAGACUAGGAAAAGAAUGUGGUCCACUAGCUCCUCAUGGCCAUGGCCAUCAUUUGUACUUUGAUGGGUGUGGGAUACGUCAGGCUGUGACUCGAGAACUUGAUGCAGCUUCAACCAGUAAGAUCAUGUUUGUGUUACGUAUUGGGAGUGCUGAAGAAACAUCAUCAUGUCACAUUAACCUUAAAUCUCACACUGCAACAGACAAAGGAGUACUUCUACAGUAUAGUGUGGACAACGGGGUCAACUGGCGUGUUAUUGCAUCUCAUCUUCCAGAGGAUUUUCUUCAGCCAAGACGUCUUGUAUACACCAUUCCAGAAGAAGCUCGAGUGUAUGGAACUAAGAUUCGCUGGUGGCAGCCUGUUCAUGAUGGGCCAGGAACAGAUCAAUGGGUUCUUGAUAACAUAGAGAUUGUUCAAGCUUCACCGAAUGAUCGACAAUAUCGUCUUCUUCAGCAGAGCCAUGGUGUGGGAUCCCGAUUUAAAAACCAACAUUAACAAUUAAAAUAUAAGUAUGAUGAUUUUUCUUACAAUCAUCCUAAAAUUGAAGAUUGAUCAUUGCUUGAAGCAAAUCCUGAAUAUGUAUAAAGAAAAUGCAGGGCACACAUUUAGGAUGUAGCUAACAGUAUCAUAUUAAAAGCGGUGUCCUUUAAUGUGUUCUUAUUUUAUGUAUCUGAUGUUAUUUUAUGAAAGUAAAAACUCAAUAAAAUUUUUUACCAUAAGA
Molecule: messenger RNA, 10603 nt
Organism: Limulus polyphemus (Atlantic horseshoe crab)
Lineage: Eukaryota; Metazoa; Arthropoda; Merostomata; Xiphosura; Limulidae
Product: reelin-like
Biological process (GO): central nervous system development; neuron migration
Molecular function (GO): lipoprotein particle receptor binding
Source: RefSeq, a predicted model, not a curated record